GGGAUGGGACUCCUACGAACCCUCUUUUGGGAAUGAAAUGACUACUUCCAGUCCAGGGACCAAAAGAGGAGGCCGCAUCAUCUGCUUCCACAAAGCCUACCUUAAUGGGCCGGGUGCUAAGACAAUGUGGGUUGGGCUUAAUAUUUUAUGUCCAACACAAGAAGCAACUGCGGGGAAGCCUCCACGUAGAGAGAGAGUCCUGGUAGUUGUCUAACUCUUAAACAAGGCUUGUUAGCGAUUUAAGUGGAGAGGAAACAGUUUGGCCGAUCAUAUCAAAUUGGGAGUCUCGGCAGAUCAGAUCAAAUGUGGCUCUCUUGUUUUCCGUUUCUGCUUUGGAAUCGACUCAUCAGAGGUAAAGGAAAUAUGGGUGACACAUGCAGUGACUCAGAACCAUAUAAGUCUGAUGCAAAGGAGCUUGACUCAAAACCAAGUACGUCUGUUGCAAAAGAGCUCGACUCAAGACCGAGUAAGUAUGAUGCAAACACAAGCAGUGACUCAAAACCGAGUAAGUCUGAUGCAAAAGAGCUCGACUCAAAACCAAGUAAGUCUGAUGCGAAAGAGCUAGACUCAAAACCAUGUAAGUCUGUUGCAAAAGAGCUUGACUCAAAACCGAGUAAGUCUGAUGCAAACACAAGCAGUGACUCAAAACCCUGUAAGUCUGAUGCAAAAGAGCUUGACUCAAAACCAAGUAAGUCUGAUGCAAAAGAGCUCGACUCAAAACCAUGUAAGUCUGUUGCAAAAGAGCUUGACUCAAAACCGAGUAAGUCUGAUGUAAACACAAGCAGUGACUUGAAACCACAUAAGUCUGAUUCAAAAGAGCAUUAUACGCCCUCUGAACAACAAGUUAUAUCACCAAAAGACUACAUUCUACAGAAAGCUCAGCCAUUUGCUAGAAACAGCCAAACCUACGAUGACCCCACCAUCUGGGGUGUACUAACCGCUAUCAACGAAAAUGCAAUUCGAGGCAUGAAAGACCGUGGAUGCCAGGGACACUGUAUUUACUUGAAGAUGGCUAAGCAUUGCAUUGGCCUAGUACUGACGAGGUGGCUAACUAUUCCAAACAAGGUGGUCAACAACGACUAUGGAAUAUAUCUUACCAGAGUUGAUGGUGAAGAAAAAGAGCAUAUCGGGUCCCUUUAUCCAGCUGUCUUCUUGUGCGACACUAGUGCAUUUGCUACAUAUGUCAAUUGGAAAAGGUUGACCAAAGACAAACCUGUUCAAAUUCAUCACGGAGAUAUCAUCUCUCUUUGUGGACCUCCUGAUGAUGGUAAUGCACGUGGAUUUGUAUAUCAACUGGCGUAUAGGUACAAUCCUUGGCAUGAAAGGUCCAGAAGCAACAAUCCAUGACCUAUUUGAACCAUUGCGUAAGGAAUUUGCGGAGAUGAAGAAAUUGUUGUGUGUAAAAGAGCGUGCAGAACUCAAGGCUGAACUUAGGAUUGAACUCAUGGAUGAACUCAGUACUCAUGGCCGAGGUCUCAAGCAUGAAAUCAUUGUUCCAAGUUUCACGAGUUAUGAUUUAGACUUGACAGCUUUGUCAAUGCUAGACCUAUAUUAUGCUUUAAGUUAUAAAAUUCUAAAUGUGAUUACUAAAUAAAGUUGCACCCAGAGCCUCAUAUUGGUUGUCU
Molecule: messenger RNA, 1625 nt
Organism: Tripterygium wilfordii
Lineage: Eukaryota; Viridiplantae; Streptophyta; Magnoliopsida; Celastrales; Celastraceae
Exons: 5
Coding region: 304-1347 (347 amino acids)
Molecular function (GO): protein binding
Source: RefSeq, a predicted model, not a curated record